AUCCAUCCAAAACACACACAACACCCAGAGAGCCAAGAGUUCACGAGCGCCUGGUUCCGUUCAGCUGAACCGAGUGGAAACAUUCUGGGGAAGUUUUUUUUUUUAGUGUAACCCUUUCUUUUUUAAACGCGACACACAUCACCGCUGGUCUUUUAUUAGUUUGUUUUUUGCGCGUCGGAGCAACUCUCAGGACGGAAGGAGGCGCGCGCAUCUGGUCUGGUGCGUCUCUGGUUUGUGCCGCACGUGAGCACACGGAGUCCAGCGCGCGAGCAGGAUUGAGAGAAGAGUGAAAACGUAACAAGGACACUGAACACAUCAUGAAGAAAGAAGACGCUGGUAAUCAGAGAUGGAAUAGAGCUGGGGUUCUGGUCCGCUUGUCUGGCAGUGAUUACAGCAGUAAAAGAAGGAGGACUUGGGUUCAAUCUCAUCCGUUGGUCCCAUUAGUGGGACUGAUUUUGUUGGCCUGCCUUCCCUUUGGAGCGAGCAUCAAACAGAGUGUCCCCAGGGUCAAACUCAGCUACAAAGAACUGCAGCAGGCUGGUAGCGUGUCGUUGUUUUCGUGCCCGGCAGACGGCCUACUCGCUCACUCGCUGCUGUUGGAUGAAGAGAGAGGGCGCCUUUUGUUGGGAGCCAGGGAUCACGUCUACCUGCUUGACCCCAACAAUCUAAGCAAAGCCCCCAGAAAGAUCUAUUGGCCUGCUCCAAGGGACAAAGUUGAAACAUGCAAACUGGCUGGCAAAAAUGUGAGUUUGGAAUGUGCCAAUUUUAUUCGAGUCCUCCACAAUUACAAUCGAACGCAUGUCUAUGCCUGUGGGACAGGCGCCUUUCACCCCAUCUGUGCUUUCAUAGAACUCACUGGCCACAGACAGGAUGGUGCAUUUCAGCUACUGUCUAACACAGUCGAAUCUGGCAGGUUGAAAUGUCCUUUUGAUCCCUUGCAGCCAUUCACCUCAGUCAUGACAGAUCAGCACCUAUACGUGGGGACAUCUUCAGACUUCCUGGGAAAAGACACUGCGUUCACACGCUCUCUGGGGCCUCCACCUGACCAGCACUACAUACGCACAGACAUCUCUGAAGACUACUGGAUCAAUGAGGCCAGGUUUAUUUCUGCUCAUCCCAUUGCUGACACGUACAAUCUGGAUGACGAUAAGAUAUACUUUUUCUUCCGCGAGGUGUCGUGGGAGGGCAACGAUAAGAGCAUCCUGUCCCGAGUGGCUCGUGUGUGUAAGAAUGAUGUUGGCGGGCUGAGAAGCCUGACCAAUAAAUGGACAACCUUCCUCAAAUCCAGGCUUGUGUGUUCUAUUCCUGGACCAGAUGGCGUGGACACGCACUUUGAUGAGCUCCAGGACAUAUUUCUGCUCCCUACCAGAGACGACAAAAACCCUGUUGUUUACGCAGUCUUCACAACUUCCAGUUCCAUUUUCCGUGGUUCAGCAGUGUGUGUGUACAGCAUGGCAGACAUAAGAGCUGCGUUUAAUGGACCUUACUCCCACAAGGAAGGGCCUGACCACAGAUGGGUAGAAUAUGAGGGGAGAAUACCAUACCCUCGUCCUGGAACAUGCCCCAGCAAGACAUACGACCCAAGGAUCAAGACCACCAAAGACUUUCCAGAUGAAGUCAUCAGCUUCAUUCGAUCCCAUCCUUUGAUGCAACGCUCUGUGCACCCUCUGACCAGCCGGCCUGUGUUUACACGUGUUCGAGUGGAUUACACCCUGACCCACAUUGUGGUGGACAGAGUUGUGGCAGAUGAUGGACAGUAUGAAGUAAUGUUCCUGGGAACAGAUGCUGGUUCAGUUCUGAAGGUGGUGAGCAUCACUCAAGAGAACUGGACAACAGAAGAAGUGAUUCUUGAGGAGCUUCAGGUGUUCCAGGGUUUCUCUCCCAUUGUGACUUUGGAGAUUUCCUCUAAACAGCAACAGCUCUAUGUGGGAUCCAGAGAGGGAUUAGCUCAAGUUUCUCUCAGCAGAUGCCACCUGUAUGGCCAAGCCUGUGCGGAAUGCUGCCUGGCACGAGACCCUUACUGCGCCUGGGAUGGACACACGUGCUCACGAUACAUCCCUGCAUCUAAGAGGCGGGCCAGAAGACAGGACAUUAAAAAUGGCAAUCCUGCCAUUCAGUGCUGGGGCACAGAAGACAGUCUUGGCGGGGCUGAGGCGGAGGAGCGGAUUAUUUUUGGUGUUCAGAACAACUCUACCUUCCUUGAAUGUAUCCCCAAAUCUCAGCAGGCCCAAAUCCAGUGGUACUUCCAGAAACCUGGAUCUGAACGCAGAGAAGAGGUCAAACUGGACGAUCGUGUUGUCCACACAAACCGCGGACUACUGAUUCGUUCCCUUCACGCCUCUGAUGUCGGCGUGUACGUCUGCGUAGCCCAGGAGCACUCACACUUCUCGUACACGCUCCUCCGUCUCAAGCUCCAGCUUGUUGCACGUGGACAGCUGGACCGAAAGCACAAGGUCGGCGAGGAUGCCGCGGCGGAGGCGCAGCACGCGGCAGAGACACGCCAGCGUUACAAAGACUACCUGAGAGCAAUGAGCUCCCCCUCGCUGGAAGAGUACUGCGACUCGCUGUGGCUGGACAAGAGGUCGUCAAGGCCACGAGGGCGAGCUCCGGGAGCGGGCAAGUGGAAAUACAUUCAGGAGAUGAAGAAGAGCAGAAACAGGAGGCAUCACAAAGAACCAGAGGCAGAGGGAGAAAGGAAGAGUCAGAGGCGGGCAGUGAGGACAGGAGAGAUUUGAUGGGUGUGGGGGAGGGGUGGAAAACAAUCAGGUUAGCUCAGUUAAUGAACAGGUUAACUGUGAAACAACAGUCUCAAAUGUGCAAAUAAACUCUUUGAUUGGUCACCAACGAAAUAUGUUUUAGCAGGUAAGAGAAUGUAGAAUUAAAAUGUGGAUAGAUCACUGUUUAAAUGAAAUCUAUUUUCUUUUGUGAGAAAAUCAUACUCUUUUUUUAAUAAAAACAACAAAACAAAACAAAAACAAGAUUUUUGCAAACAAUGCAAUUACACAGCUGGUAAAACGCACAACCAUUUGUUGAAUCUAUGACUGACGUGUGAAUAAUUGCAACAUGACUAGCUUUUUCAGUGACUUUGAAUCCAGUAUAUUUUUCAGCAAGUUAAACCCUUCAGAUGAUGCUGAUAGUUUGUUAUAAUAAAACAAAUUGAUAGAAGUGUUAAAAGGAGAAAAUGUGGAAAUAAACCAAAAGUUUGCUCAUAGUGAUGAGUUUGCCUUUAUGUCGAGUAAUUGUAAAUAUUUAUGUAACGUGUACAGAAGAUACAGCAUGCUCAUUUUGUCUCAUUAGCAAUUUGUAUGUUUAAAACAAUACUAAUACGUUUGACUUUUAUACAACCCUUCAUUCUUGUUUAUCAUAGAUUGAAUAGAUAUUUUCAUUUAUUAUUGUUCUUGGAAUUUAUUAAAUAAUUUGUCUCAAA
Molecule: messenger RNA, 3427 nt
Organism: Austrofundulus limnaeus
Lineage: Eukaryota; Metazoa; Chordata; Actinopteri; Cyprinodontiformes; Rivulidae
Gene: sema3d
Product: sema domain, immunoglobulin domain (Ig), short basic domain, secreted, (semaphorin) 3D
Exons: 18
Coding region: 318-2735 (805 amino acids)
Biological process (GO): positive regulation of cell migration; neural crest cell migration; semaphorin-plexin signaling pathway
Cellular component (GO): plasma membrane
Molecular function (GO): chemorepellent activity; semaphorin receptor binding
Source: RefSeq, a predicted model, not a curated record